AUGACAGAAGCAGCAAGUGCAGAUGAUUUUCAAGUUUGUGAUUUUGUCAAGAAGAAGAAGAAGAAGAAGAAGAGAAAACACAAAGAAUGCGAUAAGGAACAUGAAAAUGAUGAAAGAGAAAGUAUAGAAAAUGCAGAGCUUAGCUGCGCUUCUCCAGUGCUGUCUGAAGAUCAAGCAGCACAGAGCGGUGAAGGCUGUAAAAAGAAGAAGAAAAAGAAAAAAGACAAGGGGGAGAAGCAACAGCCUUCAUUAGAUGAUUCUUAUGUAGGACUGGAACAUGAAAUUAGUAAUGAAACUGGACUGGAUGUUUCCCAAAAGAAAAAGAAAAAAAAGAAGCGGAAGCAUAAUGAUAAUACAGAUGAGCAAAGUGAUGUAACUUGUAUGACAGUAAAUCAGCAUAGCACUAAUAGUUGUCAGGACAUUGAUACUGAUUACGUUUAUUUAAAACAAUCCGUUAAGAAGAAAAGAAAAGAAAAAUUGCCUGAAGAGGAUGAGGUAUAUCAGCUGCCUACCUCAGAAACACACGAUAAAAACAAUGAAAGAUCAGAGGAGAAGGAGAAGAAGAAGAAGAAGAAGAAGAAAGGAAGCAGUAGUACCCCAGAUAUGCAAGAAGACACAGGUGUAAUGGUUGAGCAGUCACCGUUGUCAUCUCCAGAGCAAAACAGGCAAGGGGAAGACACAGUACGGCCAUUACCUACAGAAGAGGGUGCUGUGGCAACGCCCCAGCAAUGGCAUGAAGAUAGUGACUGUGGUGCUUCUCCUGCAAUGAGUGAAGAUUCUACGAAUGUACCUGCUAAUUUUUCUAAGCCGACUAAAGCAGCUGAUCAAUCUCCUCAUAAAAGUCCAGUGUGUGCUAGAAAGGCAAAAAAAAGCGGCACCUUUGUCAUGGAAGAAAGCUCUUCAGAAUCUGAUGUAGUGGCACCAGAACGCUCAGCUUCAAAUAGAAAGAAGGACCAGAAUAGUUCCUUUACCGAAAUGGUAGCCUCUGAUGAGCUUAGUCUGGAUGAUGAAGACUGCGUGGACUCUACCAUGUGUUCAUUCAUGGAUUUGGAUACUGCAAAACAAGAAUUGGAAGAGUUUAUUCCUCACGUGAGGAGUAUAUCGGACAGUUCAAUCAGGAAGAUGGCUGGAAGAGACCUAGUGAGGUUUAAACAGUUUAAAAAACAAGGUAUUGCUGUCAAGUUUGGCAGAUUUUCCCAGAAGGAAAAUAAUCAAAUUCGGAAAAAUAUUGAAGAGUUCUUAUUGAUUACUGGAAUAGACAGUGCUGAAAAACUCCUGUUUACCUCAAGGUAUCCAGAAGAUAAAGAAGCUAUCAGUCGCCUAAAAGCAGAAUAUCUUUUUUGUCAAAAACUUUCUGAGGGCAUACCACGACCCUGGAGGCUGAUAUAUUAUCGAGCAAGGAAGAUGUUUGACCCAAAUAAUUAUAAAGGGAGGUAUACUAAAGAAGAAAAAGAAAAAUUAAAGAAGUAUCAUGCUAUGCAUGGCAAUGAUUGGAAGAAGAUUUCUGAGAUGAUGUCCCGUUCUAACCUCUCAGUUGCUAUGAAAUACUCUGAAAUUAAGUCGGCUAUUAAUUAUGGUCCUUGGUCAAAGGAAGAGACCCAGAAGUUAAUGCAUGCAGUGGAGGAGGUGAUUAGGAAAAGAACGGAAAUGGAAGAUGGAAAUUCAUCAUCAGGAAAGUCAAAUAGAGAUCUCUUGAUUGACCGUGAGAAACUGUACCAGAAAUUACCAUGGACUGAGAUUGAAGCUAAAGUGGGAACUCGAUAUUGGAGACAAUGUAAACAGAAAUGGACUACAAUUUUAACAAACAAGAUGACCAAAGGGCAGCAGUUAUAUAGAGGGACCAAAGGAUUACAGGCCAAGAUCAAUCUUAUUAAAAGGUUGCAUGAAAUGAAAGUAGAGGAUGCUAAUGAAGUAAACUGGGAAGAACUCAGUAAUACUAUUGGAGAUGUCCCUAAAGCCUAUGUUCAAGCAAAAUUUUAUAAGCUAAAAGUCUCCUGUGUCCCUUUUUGGCGAAAAAAGACUUUUUCUGAAAUUAUUGACUAUCUUUUUAAAGAGAAACUUCCAGAACUUGAAGAAAAGUUAGAAAAACGGAAGGGGGUACACCUUAGUUCUGACAAUGCGACAGCCAGGCAACAGAAGAAGGCUUUUCGACUCAGUGACAUUUUUGACUCCAGUGAAGACAGCGAUUAA
Messenger RNA from Cariama cristata (Red-legged seriema), 2190 nucleotides. RefSeq names its product transcription termination factor, RNA polymerase I (gene TTF1). The coding region runs from base 1 to 2190 and encodes 729 amino acids. The record is from RefSeq and is a predicted model, not a curated record. NCBI's taxonomy places the organism in Eukaryota, Metazoa, Chordata, Aves, Cariamiformes, Cariamidae. The transcript is spliced from 10 exons.